Ilex paraguariensis (yerba mate) is the source of this 843-nucleotide messenger RNA. Lineage: Eukaryota; Viridiplantae; Streptophyta; Magnoliopsida; Aquifoliales; Aquifoliaceae. The record is from the annotation of a GenBank genome assembly.
AUGGGUUGCAAAUUCAGCAAAAAAAUUGAAAAUACUCCCGAUCUGAGCUCAUUUGAGGCUACUUUUGGAGCCGCUCCAGAACUUCAAUCUCUAAGAUUGAAGCUCAAGCAACGCGCCAUUGGAGUUGUCACCACUCUCGAUACUAGCGGCCAGGUUCGAUCUCUUUCCUUAGACUCUCUCCGAGAAGUCCUCUGUUGUCUCCUCGAAAAUGACAAAGAAGUGCUGAACGCAGUUUUAGAGCACCAGAAAGAAAUUUGGGAUAACCCAGAACUGUUGGAUCUAGUCAAGGACUAUUUCGAGACCAAUCCACAAUUUGAUGAAGAGCACACAGAAAGAUCUCAUGGCGGAAAGACCUCGUAUUCAAAGACUUUACAAGAAUUCAAGAAUUUCAAGAUGGCCGGUGACUCAUUUGGUGAUGAGCAAGUGAAUGCAUGGAGGAAGGUGUCAAAUGUGCUAUUUGGGGUCACUUUUGCUGCGGUGGCCAUUUUCUCAGCGGUGGUGAUGGCCAUGGCGGCGCCACCAGCGGUGAUAGCGUCGGCCAGCGUGGUAUCGGGGCCAUUAUGGUCAGCGGGAGUUGGAAAGCUUGUGGAUAAGUUGGAUCAGAAGAUGAAGUCGCCGUCGGCUGCGAAUGAUCUUGGUUUGGAAAAAGAGGAGGCUGUGAUGGAGGUGGUGAAUGAGUUGAGGAACAAGAUAGAUGUGAUUAUGCCAGAGCUUGAUGCUUUGAUGGAGCGCGCUGCUAACUAUAGACAAGAAAUUAGAAAAGAUAUGGAGACUAUCUACGAUAAAAUUUGCCAGAAUCCUAAGAGUAGCAGCUGUUGUAGCAAUUUAAACUGCUUUACUUAG